This is a messenger RNA of Pocillopora meandrina, 8026 nucleotides long. Lineage: Eukaryota; Metazoa; Cnidaria; Anthozoa; Scleractinia; Pocilloporidae. The record is from the annotation of a GenBank genome assembly.
AUGGAAAGUGGAGUUAUUACUGACUCGCAGAUCAGUGCAUCGUCCGUGUACAGUAAUCAACAUGUCCCACAAAAUGCCAGGUUACACUUCAAGGGGGCCAAAGCCCCGUUUGUACCUGCUGGCUGGCGAGCUGGUGAGCGAAACACCAACCAGUGGCUUCAAGUGGAUCUUCAGCAAACCACAAGGGUAAUAGGCAUAGCGACGCAAGGGAGACAUGAUUACGAUCAGUGGGUUACUAAAUACAAGCUACAAUAUGGCGAUGAUGGACAACCUUACAGUGUCUACAGGCGAAACGGAGACAUAUCAGACACGGUAUAAACGAGAAUGACUUUUUGAGCAAGAUGCUUUUUUUCCUUUUUGCUGCGAGGGUGAACCAAAGAAAAACAAUUAAGAGUUUCCAUGAGUUAUAGAACCUCAGAGAUUCGAAUUCUGCGCUUCAAUGCCCUAACGCUACGCCAUAGCGACUUUACAGGCAGCUGAGCCAUUACAAGGUUCAGCUGAGCUAUUACGAGGUCCAUCAUAUGUUCAAACAUGAGCUUUUCUCUUUUUGCUUUUUGUGAAGUCGAGAUACUUGAGAACGCUAGAGAACGAGUAGUAGAAUUUAGUGAGAUCAAACUGUAUUAGUUUAUAUCUAUAUUUAUGUUUGAUUGCUGAUAAACAUGUAGAAAAGCAUCUACUAAGGUUCUAGGUUUAGAGUUAGCGCUCCUGUGUAAUGCAUAGCUUCGUCAACUUUACAUCCCACAAUAUUCUACUCAGGUUUUCCCAGGAAACACUGACAGGGACACAGUUGUGUAUCACGAUAUUGACCCGGUCAUUGAUGCUUGCUUCGUUCGAGUUCUUCCGAUGGAUUGGAUUGGCGCCAUCGGAAUGAGAAUGGAGCUUUACUCUUGUCAAAGUAAGUUACUGGCUGGAUUAUUGUGCUUCACUCUAAGAAAUGAUAACCAUAAAACUUCUCCCUUUAAUAUAAAGAAAAACACCAUUCAACUUGGCGAAAUACGAGACAAUAGCGCGCGUACACGACGCGUUCUAUCCGCUUACGCAGGUUUCACGUGUUUCUUAUAACAUCCUCUUCAACUGUCCUAUUACACUGUCCAAUUACAAGCAUGAUGCGUACACUGUCCUCUAAGUGAUCAAAUAAGGCUAGUGAUAACGAAAUACCUUCCAACAUUUUUUCAUUCUUUUGAUUACAUACGUCAUUGCAAUAUGGCAGUGAAGCUCAAACAUUUUAUAUGGCAUCCCCAACCCUAACCCUAAACCCUAAACCCUAGCCCUAACCCUGACCUAACCCUAACCCUGAGCAAUUUUUUAAGUAAUGAACAUGUAACUUCUUUUUAGCGUUUAUUUUCAGAAUACGUCAUCCAGCGAGCAUACAGAUGAAAAGAUGAGACGAAUCUAUCAGCUGAUAGGCACUUUUUCUGAUAGAGCACCAAAUUUUGUGAACUUGCACUAUGUCUACUGCUAAACGUAUAAUAGCUGAAAGGAUGAAUUUUCAAUCAAAUCUUGAAAGUCUAACGGUUAAGGCGGGGGAACUGAAAUAAAUGGCAUUGAACUAUAUUGUGCGUGCUCGCUUAUGAUGUUUUGUCUCCAUAUUUUCUUAUUUGUAGACGAAUAACAGAAGUUUACGAAGAAUAUCACUGUGAUGUAAUCCCUCCUUUGCUGACACGAUGUAAUCCUUGUUUGUGGGCUACAAAGUGCAACACCUACUUGACUGAUGCACCAAUUAAUUAUCGUUAUUAAUAACAGAUUGAAUAGUAGUUUAAGCGUAUAAGUCAUUAUUAUUAAUGAUGUGAGCGAAAUGCACCAAUGGCAGCACAUAAAAACGCACCUGUGAAAACGAACGAACGAAUAUUCUCUUUUUGGAGCCUCAUGUUCAAUUAACCUCAGUGCCUGACGAAGACCCAAGGUGUGGUGUUCGAAAUAUAGCUUAUGUUUAGAUGGCCUCGAUGAAAACCAAGGUAGUGUCUUGUAAUAAAAUAUGUAAUUUUUCAUGGUCUCUUAACUACUUCAACAAUGUAAUUGGUUUUGUUUCGUUUGAAGUGGAUACAUAAGUCAGUAUUCAUUAUGAAAAGAGCGGCAAGGAACCUCUGAUGAGUUGGCAUGCCGUUAAAACGUGUUUACCAAUUGUUUUAGUUAAACCUGCCAAAAUGCAAAUGAAUAUCGCGUGUGAGUGUAUACUCAGAUAGCCAGAGAUAUUAUGCUUUGGAAUUGUUGAAAAUUAAUAGCACAGUAAAGGAACUUUGUACAGCUGUUAAGGUUCAGAAACUGGUAUUACACUUCUUAGAGCGAAACUGGUAUUGAUUAAUAAUUAUAAUAAUAAUGAUAAAAAAUUGAUAAUAAUAAUAAUAAUAAUAACAUGAUUAAAAAUUGGCAUUGAACACCUUGGCUCUUCUAGUCCGCAACAGGAAAAUAUUACAAGUCCUUAAUUUUUCGCGACAGACGAAUCUGAGAUUAAUAUGAUAAAAAUAUUUCAUUUAUAUAAUGCUAUUUCUAUCGCUAUCCAAUAGCGCUAUGCAAUGAUUUGAAAAUAUCUCACGUAGAAAUAUCUAGAACAUGAGUACGAUAAACUAACUAAUAAAAUAACUAAGCUGUCAAAACUAGUAUAAAAACUAAGAAUAAUAAAACCUCGUAAUGAAAUUUACUAACUAACUACCUACCUACCUACCUAAAGAACUAUUUAACUGACGAACCAAUAGUAAAAUAUCUGGUUAAAAAGCUUUCCUAAAAAGAUGUGUUUUAAGAUUGCGCUUGAAUUGCAACAAAUUGACGCUUGAACGGAUUUCCAGCGGCAGUGCGUUCCAGAGUUUAGCCGAGGCUACAGAAAAUGAUCUUGAACCAUAUCUGGUAAGUUUGUAAACAACGUCAACCAAACGAUGGCCAUUAAUUGAUCUUAAAUAGCAUCUGGGCACAUAUUUUGUUAUAAGAUCGCAGAGGAAUGUUGACGCUUAGCGGUUCAAGCAUUUAAAUGUCAAUAAAAGAAUCCUAAAACAAUGUGCUCUUCAAUAGGCAACCAGUGGAGUUUACAAAGUGCUGAUGUUUUAUGAUCACAUUUACGCGUAUGAGUAACAAUCCUGGCUGCUGCAUUUUGAACGCGCUAUAGUUUCCUGAGUGAUUCCUUUGGUAGACCAUACAAAUAUAAGUUGUACGGAUGAUGUACUGAUAUAUAAUAAUACUGAUAAAUAUUGUAAUAAAAUACAGAUACUGUAUCAGUGUUCUCCCUUAUUUUAAGCAUGACAGGUAAAAUAAAUUUUCAAACCGGUAAAGCAAUCCUUUUACCUGUUGAAUUUCAAGAAUUCCAAGCGAUUCUAAACGGUAAUAAGAGGCACUACAGGCGGUAAAUGUUACCGGUUACCGCCUGAAAAGGAGAACACUGGAUACUACAAUAGACUGACACUAAAUUAAAGAAUAGUUCCCUUGUUUAAAGUCACUGAAUUGACCUUAAUGCUCACACUUAGCGUUUAUAGGAGUUCACGCAUUUUACAUCGCGUUACUUUAACUUUUAGCAGUGAUAAAAAUGAAACUUAUCCUUAGGUUCUUAAUACAUAACCUUAAAGCAGGCGAGAAAAUGAGAUGAAUCUAUCAGCUGAUGGGUUUUGUAUCUGAUUAAGCAUCAAAUUAUCUGAACCUGUUUACAAAUAAAAGUAUAGGAGCUGAAAGGAAGAAUUUUCAAUCAGAUCCUGAGAGUCUAACGGUUAAGGCAGGAGAAUUGAGAAAAACGGCCAAAACUAUCUUGUACGUUCUUAUUAAUACUGUUUUUUUUCUUAUUACUUUUCAUUUUGUAGCCGAAUAACAGCACUUUAAAAAGAAUGUCACUGUGAUUUAAUCCCUCAGUUACUGACACGAUGUUGAUGAUUUUGGUUUCCGAGAAUAGUAGCUGCUAGACUGAUUAGCUAGUUAAUUUUUGACAGUUUUAGCUUAAUAGUCUUUCUGAUUCAUGAUAGAAGCAAAACGCACCCGUGGCAGCACAUUAAAACGCACCUGUAAAAACGAACGAACAUGCUCUUUUGGAGUCUCGUGUUCUGAAUCGACAUCAAUUUCCAACCAAGACAUCAUUUCAGUCUUCUAUUUUGCGCAGACAUUAACCACUGUGUAGAAAACCCUUGUCUAAAGGGUCGAUUGUGCAGGAAUAUUGCUAAUGAGUACAAGUGCACCUGUUCUGAUGGAUACACCGGCAGCCAUUGUGAUCAAGGGGGAUGGACGGCUUUUUUAUACUAAACGGAUAUACUACCGCCAUUAGAGCGACAACGUUAAGGACGCUAGAUCGUUGUUUUAUUUUUAUCCAUCCUUUUGUUUUUAUCCGCUUUUGCAGAAAUACCACAAUAUUCUCUGAUAUGCAGAUGUUGUUGGGAUAUUUUACGUAUAGAUCUAAUCUUUGGAGUGUGUUAGUUCGCAGCACGAACUGCCGCGCCAUGUUCAACUUCUUGACAGCUUACAUACUGUGAUUGAAAAUAACAACAUUGCUUACAUAAACUUUUUAAAAUUAGUUCAGUUUCCGACUUGGGCAUACAAAGGCGACUUCACUGAAAGCUAACCUAACCUAACUUCUUUGAAAUUGCAAACUGUUGGAUGCUAAUCUUACAGAAUGAAAGAUUUGAAGGUGAAUCCUGAUAGUCGGCUAACAUGUAAGUUAAAGCGAUAUAAGACAAAAGAGUUUUCAUUUUCGGCAGAUGUCGAGAGUUAAGAGAGAUCAGCCGCUUAUUUUUGCAGAGUUUGAUUGGGAGUAGAAUCGCAUUUAUCCUCGACUCAAGUAUGACUGGCUAUGUGUAGUUUACUACAAAGUGUGUUUUCUUUAUGAGAAUAAGUGUUGGUUACGAAGAGAGUUUUUCUUUUAAGACAAUAAGUGCUGAAUAAAUUAUAAAGAAACUGCCGGAUACCAAUUACCAUUCCAACAACUGCAUUGAAGCUUCCAUAGUUUACAACCACAGCAUUUGAAUGAUAACAAUUGAUAAAGUGGAUCUGAAAUUUUAACCGGGUAUCAAUUAUCAUCUUCACAAUGGCAGUAAGGCCUUUCGAGUUGACCAGAACAUUUAAAUGACAACAACUAAUAAACUAGAUUUGAAUUUUAAGGGGAGGCGAAAUUCACAGUUUUGUUUUGUUUUUGGUUUCUUUCCUUGAAUAAGAUGAUAUAUUUCAGUGUUUAUUAAGACAGAAAUGGCUGACGAAAUUAACACUUCACACGGACAAAUAUAUUUCUCUUUAACAUUUACUUAACGAUUACAAUAUUAAUUAUUCUGUUAUUCAGCUCUCAGAGCAUCCUUUCAAUUAGCCCGUCCAUUGUCAUAAUGGAAAGAAAUGUAUUAAAUAAACAUCUAUGGACUCCUUUUAAAUCAAUUAAAAUCUUCCCGAAGCUGUUACAAAGUUGACUAUACGCACCGAAGGCGGAAGUAUCGACCGAAAAAAAUCUGAAAUGAAUUUUUUUCUGUGUGCUAUUUUAAUUGUGUUAUUAUUGUCCGAGGUCAUAGCAUCUCAAGCAUUUAUUUGUAAGGAAGCGUCUCUUUCUUGUCCUGUGAUAACUCGCAAUCAUCGCCGACUCAAAGGCUUUACGUUCAAAACAUUUCACUUUGCAAGCCUGAUAUCCUGUGGUUUGCUAUGUCAGAGAGACCCUCGAUGCGUUUCAACAAAUUUCAGAAAAGUUUCCAAAACUGAGGGAACCUGUGAGUUGAACGACAGAGGAGUCUUCCCUCUUGAGGAAGGAAAAGAACUGGAAUAUGACGAAGAAGCUAUUUACACUCAAUUGUACGUCAAAAAGGUAACAAAAAUUUGUCUUAUCUAUUUUAAGUAAUGAUCCAUGCAAGAGUUGGGCAUCUUAAAAAAGUGUGUAUGUGUCUAUCUACUGGAACACAUCGAAAUAAAAGACGGAAAAGCUACGAUCUUCUCUUUGUCACGAGAAGGGAACUAGCUUACUGAUGAAUUCUCUGUUAGAGGAAUAUCAGAACACGAAAGCCUCUGACCUGAGAUUUUAUUUUAUUCUUGACAUCUCAGUCUCGUAAAUACUUAUCUUUUCGACGUUAGAAGUAAACAUUUAUCAUCUGUCUCAUCUGCAUGAGUAAUGCGUCUAUCCCUUGAUCCCUGUCAAGUUAUAGUAAGGCGCAAUGUCGGGUUUUCAUCUCUAUUUAUAAAUGCGAGUGGAGAAUGAUUAGCGGCGUUACUGCGAAUGUUGACAUAAAAAUAUAAAAUAGGCUACUUUCCAAAUUUUCUGUAUCUUUAAAGAAAUGAUACUUGCAAAGUGCUCCGAAGCACAAUAAGAUUAAUUGUGUUGAGCCUUCUCAAAUGAUUUUGUGGAUUGAAAGAGGGUAACAUUUAUUUGAGACACAAAAUUGUAGUUUUAGCUUUAGGCUAAAAAUUUAAAGAUGAGUUUCUAUUUGAUGAUUAACAAGGAUGACUAGUUGAUUUCUUGAUUAAAAAAGAAAUAAAUAUUUUCAUGUCUGAGCAGCAUAACUGUCAAGUUUUCAAGGAAGAGUUUAAAGUUGUCAGCUACAAAUGUAAGUAGGGCAGAGUAGAAAAAUAAUCUUAAAAUUAAUGUCUAAGACCCUGCACUUACACCACUGAGGAGUUACUCGCCUCUUGUUUUUGUGUCAAGAGGCCUCCCGUCAAUGAGUGUCCCAUCGUGGUGAACCUGCCCGAACCAUUUCUGGACCUUAUCUGCCACCUUCAAAGUCCUCGAAUGUGGUUUUAAAAAAAAUUAUUGAACGGGAAAAUACUGCGAGGGUCAUUGCUGAACAAAAAUAAAAGAUGAAAAUAAUAACAAGCUGUCUAAGACGUUGAAGAUCUGUAUUUUCCCAAUUAAAAGUUAUUCUUAAUUUCAAAUAAAGUUUGCCUACGGCGACACAUUAAGCACAUCUAGGGAUUUUAUGAGACAAUCCCUAUCCGAAAAAACCUCUAGAUACUCCGAAGGUGCCGCGGUAUUAUAUACCGUCCGGGGGUACGAGAUGACCUUAACCAUGACUUGAAGUUUAGAGACUUUUAAUAUACGGAGAGUUCUUACCUGUUAAUUUUUUUCUUAUUUAAAUCCUUGAAGAGAAGUCGAAACUUUAAACUGCACUGAUUUUUAUAUUUCUGUUCAAAUGUUGAAAACAUCUGCAAUCAGCGGUAAACUUGUCAAUAUGUGUGAUUGUCUUUCUCUGUCUAAAAUACAUGUGUGGAAUCACCAAAAGGCCCAGUUCCCUUAGGUAUGGAAAAUGGAGUUAUUACUGACCCGCAGAUCACUGCAUCAUCUAUUCAUAAUUAUAAGCAUGGCUCGCAAAAUGCAAGGUUACAUUUCAAGGGAGACCCGUUGACGUUUGUAUCUGCUGGCUGGGCAGCUGGUCUGCUAAACACCAACCAAUGGCUGCAAGUAGAUCUUCAGCAUAUCACAAGUGUAAUAGGCAUAGCGACGCAGGGGAGACAUGAUUUAGAUCAGUGGGUUACUGAAUACAAGCUACAAUAUGGCGACGAUGGACAAACUUACAGUGUCUACAGUCGAAAUGGAGACACAUCAGAAACGGUAUGAAUACUAAUGACUUUUUGAACAAAAUGUUUUCUUUUUUUCUUGCUGGGAGGGUGAGACAACGAAAAACAAUCAAGAGUCCCUAAGAGCAAUAGAACCUGAGACCUUAGAAUUCUUCGCUCCAAUGCACUAACGCUACGCCACAGCCACCUGACAGGCAGCUGGACUAUUACGAGGUUCAUCAUAUAUUCAAAUAUGAGCUUUUCUUUUUCGCUUUUGGUGGGUCUGAGACGAGUAGUAGAAAUUAGUGAGAUCAAACUCUGUUAGUUUAUAUCUAUAUUCAUUUUUGAUUGCUGAUGAACAUGUAGAAAAGCAUCAACUAAGGUUCUAGGUUUAGAGUUACCGCUCCUGUGUAAUGCAUACAUUCGUCAAUUUUACAUUCCUUAUUAUUCUACUCAGGUUUUCUUAGGAAACACUGACAGGAACACAGUUGUGUAUCACGAUCUUAACCCGGUCAUUGAUGCUCGUUUCGUUCGAGUUCUCCCGAUGGAAUGGUAUCUUUACAUCGGAAUGAGAAUGGAGCUUUACUCUUACUCUUGUCAA